Messenger RNA from Racocetra fulgida, 957 nucleotides. Lineage: Eukaryota; Fungi; Glomeromycota; Glomeromycetes; Diversisporales; Gigasporaceae. The record is from the annotation of a GenBank genome assembly.
AUGUCUGGUCAACGAUCGCCGAAUAUUCCACUCUUUCUUUCUGACGCUCAGAAUUUGGAUCAGGCAACUUUGUCUGCCAAGUUUCGUCUUAUUUCUAUUGCUGAACUUGAGCGAUGUCGUCGUGCCAACGAACCCACCGACAGAUUCAGUAUGACGGAGGCCCUCACGAAUGCGUCAAUGGAGUGUAAUAGAUAUACUGAUAUUGUACCUUUCAACUAUAAUCGAGUAAAAUUAAUAAAGCAACGCCCAAACAAAACAGACUAUAUUAAUGCAAGUUACGUUGAGGCACCUGGUAAAGUUCGGCGAUAUAUUGCUACACAAGGUCCGUUAGACAAUACUAUUGAUGAUUUUUGGCUAAUGGUAUGGGAGCAAUAUUCGACUGUAAUAGUCAUGUUAACACGAGAGCAAGAAAAAGGUAGAAAUAAGUGUUCUAAAUAUUGGCCCGAUGAAGGAAAUCUUCCCAUGGUAUUUCCAGAUAUCGGACUGAAAAUUGGAUUAGAAUCUGAGGAAUUGGAUCCGAAUGCAACAUGUGUUGUGAGAACUUUUCGAGUCGAAAAGUUUGAGGAUGCACAUGUUAUUGAAGUGCGACAAAUCACGCAACUUCAUUUCAUAGGGUGGCCCGAUCAGGGAGUUCCUGAUUCCCCAGAUAAUGUCCUCAAUUUGGUCGUUAAGACAAAUGAAAUUCAGCGACGAUAUAUAGAUGAUGCUAACUUGCAACAAACUAAAAUUGGACCAGUCGUGGUACACUGUAGUGCUGGUUGCGGAAGGACAGGGACUUUUUGUACUGUGGAUUCUACGUUAGCAUUAUUGCCUGAAUUUCAGCCCGACGACAAAUCAGAUUUGAUUUACAAUUUGGUUGGGCAUUUUCGAGAACAACGUAGGACUAUGGUUCAAACUCUUGGACAAUUUCAAUACUGUUAUUUGGCUGUACUUAGUAAACUUGUCACGAAUCGGUAG